UCUCUUCUCUUCUGGCAUCCCCCAUCCCCCAUCGCUUUAUGUGCUUCCAUACAGCCUGAAAAUCAACCGGAGGAGGAAACCUUCACACUCGCGGAGAAUAGACUGACCCUCAGCAACCCAGAAGAUCGCUUAUAACCAGAAUCACAGACUGGACCAGGGUGACCCAUCUAAACCGUCUCGCACUGAUUUGCAUAUCCAUUCUUCCUACCUCCUUCAUUUGCCUUUCCUUCACUGAGAAUGGCAAGCGGGCAUUCCACUGACAAAUUCAGUUUUCUGUACCCAACAGACACCAGUCAGAACAUUAAGAGUAAGAACAGGCUGUCUUCCACCAUGAACCCGGUGUACAGUCCAGUGCAGCCGGGAACCCCGUACGGAAACCCCAAGAAUAUGGCAUACACAGGUUAUCCUGGAGGUUAUCCUACGACUGCCCCGACCUACACAGCCAACCUUUAUCAGUCAAGUAGCCCGGGAUACCCACCAGUGCUGCUGGUGAAGCAGGCCUGGCCCCAGACGGCAUCUGCUCCGGGGCCCGCAGAAGGCUCCUAUGACCUGGCCAUGGACGCUGGCUCAGAGAGCAGGCAAUACCAGGCCUCAUCUACAGCAUUCAGAUAUACUGCAGGAACGCCUUAUAAAGUGCCCCCUACUCAGACCAAUGGAGCCCCUCCGCCCUAUUCCCCGUCUCCUAACCCCUACCAGACGGCCAUGUACCCCAUUAGAAGUGCCUAUCCCCAGCAGAACCUCUAUGCUCAGGGUGCUUAUUACACACAGCCUGUGUACGCCGCCCAGCCUCAUGUCAUCCACCACACCACCGUGGUCCAGCCCAACAGCAUCCCCUCCGCCAUCUACCCCGCUCCUGUACACGCGCCCCGCUCCAACAGCAUGGCCAUGGGCAUGAUGGCCGGGACAACGAUGGCCAUGUCUGCCGGAACGCUGCUGACCACCCCUCAGCACACUCAGAUCGGAGCACACCCCGUCACCGUGCCAACAUACCGACCCCAAGGAACACCUGGGUACAGCUACGUGCCACCUCACUGGUAGAGCCCACCUGCCAAUCAUAUCUGGAGUCAAACAUUGUAUGCAACUACUCAAGUCUUACAUCGGCGCUCUGUGUUCAACAGCGAGGCGCCACGUCUGUUUGCAAGAACAAAAGAGAAAAAAAAGUGCAAGGGUCACUUUAUGCAUUCUUAUGUGUUUUUGUAAAAGCUGCUUUUUUAUCUUUUUAUUUAAUUUUUUUUUUUUUUUUUUUUUUUGGGAUGAUGUUCUUGCAUUAGGUUAUUUUAAUUCUUCAUUGUUCCAUAGUUAUUCUAUAAGAGCUCCAGAAUGAUUUCAACCAAUCACGACCCGUCUUUGUGUUCAGUAUAAACGCUGGUGUGUAGGAAUGUACCGACGCAAUAUCAGCACCACUCGGAUCAUAAUCAUCCACUUACGCUGCCAAAUUGUAUAACCUUUAGAUAUUAGCACAGGGUUGGUUUUCUUUUAUGUAUUUACAGCGGAGUUUCAUUUCAAUCUUCCCGAAGCGCUUGGGAAUGGUUCAAAAGAAACUUAAUUUCUCCCUCAUUUCGUUCGAUAACAAGGGUGUCUUCCAGCUUGUAGCUGUUCAUGUAGAUUUGUAAGGAUUAUAUCAUUAGUAGGGCAGUGCAAACGUGGUUUAACCUUCAUUAGGAUAUCGAGUACAUUCAGUAAUCUUAGUUAUUCACUAAAUAGAGAACGUUUGCGUGAGCUGGUUACUUUAUUAGCUUAUGUGUCAGGAUAGCGUAAGCUUCCAAACUAUAACGUGUUUAUGCGAUUUCUAAAAAUGUGUGCGGCAUGCACUAACGGUGAAUAUUGAGGGGGAACAAAAUCUAUCAGUGGCACUUAGCUGGAGCCUCUGGGUGCGAUGUCGUCCCGCGGGCAUCGAAACGUGUGCCAACUUUGAGGCCAGACAGGACGGACGCUACUCUGACGGAACGAUUAGGAUUGCAUCCGAUUCAAAGGGACUUUGCGCCAUCGUAGAUAGCACUAAAAGCAAAAAACACACACACACAAGGGAGGGAUGGCGUUCCAGCAUUCAUUUCCAAUCAGCUCCAGCUCGAGAGUGGGUCUGACCCCUGGUCCUCUGUGAAUCCUUGGGCCUUUAGGCCUUUAGUUGCACAGAUUUUAGGCGUAGAAACGGAGUUCAGAGUUGUUCAAUGCAAUAAUACGAACGGCCUGCUUGAAUGGCUUUUAAUUGUAAUUUACAGCAUUUGUAGAGAGAGAUAAAGAGAGAAUUUUGAUUUCCUAUCCCGAGGCCUCGCCUGUAUCCAUGAAUAGUGUACUCAGAAGUGACAUAUCAAGUAUUCUAUGAAAUGUUAUCAUACCGAAGCAUUGCACAUCGACAAAUAGACGUAACUUAAUAACCAAUUAUACGGUACACUCUCAUAUAUAAUGAUGUAAUUAUGAAAAUCAAGCAUUUACUCUGCAAACCAUUAGUCUUGGUAAUGUCUCUGGAAGUAAUAUUAUUGUCAGUACAGAACAGUAUCAAUCUUUUCGUCGUUUUGUUGGCUAAGCGACCACUGUUGCGAUAUAUAGUACACUCAAAGGUGGGAAGAAACGAUUCUCUGUUCUUAUGUGAAAGUCAUAAUGUCUAGUAAUGCAUGUGUCAUGCGGAUGAAUGCAGUAUAGUGUAAUCAGAUGAAACUAUGCCCUUGCGAAGCAUGGUUGCAUCAUUGCAGCUUAUGGAUUGCUUUUAAUAAUACAUUUACAUUACAGCACAUCCCCUUCACAUUCCCUUUAUUUUUCAUUCAAGUAAAGAGCGCAGAGUUACUCAUGAAUCUCAUGGAAUAUAUAUAUAUAUAUAUAUAUAUAUAUAUAUAUAUAUAUAUAUAUAUAUAUAUAUAUGUAUGUAUGUAUAAACAUAAAUUAAGUGAAGCCUGUUUUUUUUUUUUUGCUUUAUUUUCAGAAUAGUUAAGUUAAUUUUCCCACAAAUUUGUAUUAUCCUAAAUAGUGAUUAUUUUUAACAAUAUUUUUCAUUUACAUCAGCAAAGGCAGUACAAAUAAAAUAUAAUACAAUAAUUAAAAAAAAUGAAAAUAGGCUUCAUUUUUGUUUAUGCAAAAAAGAUAUACAUAUAUAGAUAUGUUCUUGACAGGUUCCAUCUGAUUCAUCUGAAAAUUAUUGUAACUUCAUUGCAGAAUAAUUAUUUUUUUGUUGUAAGGGCAAAAAGCAAGUCAAAAGCUUUGGUAUGUGCUAUAUUUGCCUAAGGAUGGAAUUUAAUUCACAUGAUGUUAUCAGUAAGUAAUGCCAAUCAGUCAAACCAGCACAUUUAUUGAUUAUUGAAUGAGAACCUAGAAAUUCACAGCAUGUUCACAUACACUUUCUCUGUUUCGAUGACAUAUGAUGCCAUUUUCCUGCGCUCUCCGCCCUACUCUUUACUUUUCUGAUCUUAUACAGUAUUAUAUCAAGCGGUGAACUAUAUUUUGUCUUUACAUAAGUUUGCAUCACGAGAUUUGACUGAUGCAUUUAAUCGCUGUCGUCGACAUAAGACACUCUAGGACUAGAGUGACCUUUGACACUGCAACAUGAAUCAAGGACGUUACCAUCCACUCUGACAUGUAAUUUAGGCGCUUUUUACGUACGUGUUAUUUAAAGUUUGAAUUAAUGAUUGAUGUUGAUUUUUCUUAAAUAGGAGAUCUUUAUAGUUGAUCUGGAGUGGAGUGAUUCAGUCCAUGUGGUUGAGAGGCAUUUCAGAGCACAAGUCUUCAAAGGGUUUCCUCUUCCUCUACAUGCAUUUCCCCUGUCUGUCUGUCUGUCUUUCUCUUCUUCUUUUAUGGUUUUCAAUGGUUAAAAUAAUGGCUGAGCUUUUUCUGGAAAUUAGAUAUGUGCAAAUAUGUUGAAGUACCACGCAUUUAGGGCGUUUUAAUGCAGGGUCAUCAUGAAUUUAAAGGGACAGAUCAUCCAAAAAUGAAACAUUGUGAGGAAAAAAAGUCCAAAUGAUAACAAAAAUGUAAUUUUUGGAUGAAUUAUUCCUUUAAACCUGAACAGUUGUAUUAAUACUCAGAUAUGUCCCUGCUCGCCACACAUUAUUCCAGCGAGGGCUUUUGAUGGGUUUCUCCCAUUUUAAAAAUAAACUGAUCCAUUUUCCGUAUGAAA
Messenger RNA from Carassius gibelio (silver crucian carp), 4105 nucleotides. Its product is annotated as protein FAM168A-like. Gene Ontology annotation, biological process: positive regulation of base-excision repair. The coding region runs from base 238 to 1038 and encodes 266 amino acids. The record is from RefSeq and is a predicted model, not a curated record. Lineage: Eukaryota; Metazoa; Chordata; Actinopteri; Cypriniformes; Cyprinidae. The transcript is spliced from 9 exons.